Molecule: messenger RNA, 528 nt
Organism: Lichtheimia ornata
Lineage: Eukaryota; Fungi; Mucoromycota; Mucoromycetes; Mucorales; Lichtheimiaceae
Product: ubiquitin-like modifier hub1
Exons: 4
Coding region: 1-528 (175 amino acids)
Biological process (GO): mRNA splicing, via spliceosome; protein modification process
Cellular component (GO): cytoplasm; nucleus
Molecular function (GO): protein binding; protein tag activity
Source: RefSeq, a predicted model, not a curated record
AUGUUGCGAUUCAAAAAGCACGACAAGGCUGACAAGGAUAGUGUUGAGAGCAAGCAUCGCGACAAGGACGAUCGUGAUGACAGCCAUCGAUCCCGCCAUCGUCACCGUUCUCGUUCAAGAUCACCUCGUCGUCAUCGAUCACGGUCUCCAAGACGACGUUCUCGAUCACCAAGAAGACACCGUCGUGAUGAUAGGAGUCGCUCUAGAUCACCUAAACGCCGUCGAUCCCCCAAGCCUGCUAGCAGCAGCAGCAGCAAAGAUAAAGACAAGCCCAAGAAAGUUGCCAAGCCUACACCCCAAUACAAUCUCAUCGAAGUGGAAGUCAAUGAUCGACUGGGCAAAAAGGCGCGUGUCAAAUGCAGCCCCAAAGAUACUGUGGGUGAUUUCAAGAAGCUUGUCGCAGCGCAGAUUGGUACGGAUCCCGCAAAGAUUAUUCUCAAAAAGUGGUACAAGGAGUACAAGGACCAUAUCACUUUGGAUGAUUACGAGAUCCAUAAUGGCAUGAAUUUGGAAUUGUAUUAUCGUUAA